UGUUUGUUUUCUUUUUUUUGAUUGGUUUAAUAUGAAAUAAUUUUCGGCCUUUUUAUUUUUCAUUUAGUUAUAGUGAGGUACUUUCCCCACUUAAAACAAAGAUUACCUAUAAGCGAAAAAUUGUGAAUUUACGUCACUGUUCAAAAAAACAAUAUAUACCCCAAGAUCUAUUAACUUGAAAGCAAGGUCGAUGUUCAGUCUUCACAGAUAUAAGCCGUUAGUAACAAAUAAGGGAGAUGAUUACAGUCAUCGUUUCUGCAAUUGCUUAUCUGGUCGAAAGCUGCACAGGUGUAGUUUUAGAAGAACAAUUGGAGAACACUUCAAUACAAGAAUUCGAGUCAUUGUGUGUGUGGGAUGCUUCAGCACAAUUGGAAGAUUUCACCAAAUUUGAUCCCAAGGACGCAAUAUUCCAAGAAUUCGAUCCACCAAGACAACUCGAAGACGAUCCUCAAGCAUGGAAAAAAAGCUUGCCAACUUUCUUGAAGUCUUUCUGGGAGUGUCUCAAAACUGUUCUGCUUAUCCAAACAGUGGCUGGUUGUCUUAUCGGCUUGUUUGCAGUAGGAAUAUAUUUUUUUAACUUACUCACUUUAGAAUGGUGUAACGAAGAGACCCCACACUGGAAUAAAAUGCCAAUACAGGUUCAGCGCCUUCGAGUUACGACAGCAGCUAUUGAAGGAAUUUUUGUCCAAAUGUGGGAUUUCUUUUGUAUCAUAUUGAUUUUUCCGCUCUCGUUAAUCAAAGAUCUACAUUUACUCACUCUCAAUCUGUUGGCAGGUUUCAUAGAGCUGGCGUACAGGCUAUUCUUACAGUUGUAUGGGAUCUACAAGAUCUCUUGGAUGGCUUACCCCUUGAAUGCAUUAUUUUGCAUUGUAGUACUCAUUAAUAAUUUUCUUUUAGCCCGACAUUUUUCGCCACAUUCUUUAGGAAGAGCCAUCAGAAUAGACUUUAUUCUGUCCGCCCAGUUUCUUCUUGGAAUGCCUGUGACAUUUUUUAUUCUUUAUGAAUUAUUUCCACUUUACGUUAGUCAAGAAGAACGCAUAAAGAUCGUCAUAGCAGGAAUGUCUCCCUUUGCUUCAGUUAUUCCCAAAGUCAUUUGUCGUCUUGGAGCUCAGAGUUUGAAUGGAAUUAUCCACCCUGGAACAGCCCAUGUUCUUGUAACAGUUAUCUAUGGAGCUUCCGCAGUUGUGUUCCGAGUUUUACAAGCAGAACUGACAAGCAUUAACAAGUUCAUAGCAUGUGGAAUAGCCCAUGCUUUCAUAGAUCUUCUGGAGAGGAUUACUAUUACAAUGAGAGAUAAUAUAUGGGGGUAUUUGUAUCGCUUGGUGCGACGACAGACAAGUAGACAGCCAAAGUACAUCAGCCCAAGAAGUAGGCGUUUGAUAGCUGAUAUCAGCAUCCAGAUUAUGAUGCAAGAGGCGACUGCUUUGAUCACCACUCUGGGAUUCAUCAACGUCUUCCAGUAUGUGUACAGCACGUCUAAACCCUUUACUGAUUAUGAACUUGUUUUUAGCUUCUUUAUUCGAGUUGGGCUAGGGUUGUCCAUUGACUUGGUCUUUAAUGUCAUUUCUCUCUUGAUCCAAACUCGUGUCAUGAAUAUAGCAGUCAACAGGGUUUGGAAGAAGAAAUGGCGUUACCAUUUGCUCGUCAACACUGUUCUUCUUUUUGUGUCUGUUCUUUAUUUUAGUGACCAUUUAUUUGGUAUAGUGAAAAGCGCAUUAAAAGAAGGUUAUAUAACGAACAUGAACGAUAGACAAACACCUCUUUCACGGCCAUCGGCAUCGAUAAAGCCGUAAUUAGCGUCGUUUGAGGCUGCUUAUUUUAGAGCUCUCCUGCUUUUUGCUUUUAUUUCUCUACCUCGAGAACAAUUACAUACGGUGAUCGUGCUUUCAGUGUUGCAGCACCGAAAUUGUGGAAUACACUGCCCGAUAAUGUCAAGUCUUGCUGUACUGUAAAUAGCUUCUAAACAAAACUAAAAACUCAUCUUUUUAAAAA
This is a messenger RNA of Actinia tenebrosa (Australian red waratah sea anemone), 1992 nucleotides long. RefSeq lists its product as uncharacterized. The record is from RefSeq and is a predicted model, not a curated record. NCBI's taxonomy places the organism in Eukaryota, Metazoa, Cnidaria, Anthozoa, Actiniaria, Actiniidae.